Messenger RNA from Gadus macrocephalus (Pacific cod), 1494 nucleotides. It is a transcript of the gene rasd1, whose product is annotated as RAS, dexamethasone-induced 1. Lineage: Eukaryota; Metazoa; Chordata; Actinopteri; Gadiformes; Gadidae. The annotation marks the transcript as partial. The transcript has 2 exons. The record is from RefSeq and is a predicted model, not a curated record. Gene Ontology annotation, molecular function: GTP binding; GTPase activity.
UCAAAAAGAUGUCCCCCGUCUGAGAGCGAGUACGACAUCCCGGCUAAGAACUGCUACAGGAUGGUGAUCCUGGGCUCAACUAAGGUCGGGAAAACGGCCAUCGUUUCGCGGUUCCUGAACAGCCGCUUCGAGGAGCAGUACACACCGACCAUCGAGGACUUCCACCGGAAACUUUACAGCAUCAAAGGGGACGUUUACCAGCUGGACAUCCUGGACACCUCGGGGAACCAUCCCUUCCCCGCAAUGAGGAGGCUCUCCAUUCUCACAGGCGACGUGUUCAUCCUGGUCUUCAGUCUCGACAACCGUGACUCGUUCCAGGAGGUUCAGCGGCUCAAGCGACAGAUCUUCGAGACCAAGUCGUGCCUAAAGAACAAGACCAAGGAGCACGUGGACGUGCCGCUGGUCAUCUGCGGCAACAAGAGCGACCGCGAGAUGCACCGCGCGGUGCAGCCGGAGGAUAUAGAGCAGCUGCUGGCCGGGGACGAGAAAUGCGCGUACUUCGAGAUCUCGGCCAAGCGCAACGAGAACGUGGACAAGAUGUUCCAGACGCUAUUCACCAUGGCCAAGCUGCCGCACGAGAUGAGUCCAGACCUGCACCGCAAGGUGUCCGUGCAGUACUGCGCAGACAUGCUGCACAGGAAGUCCGUGAAGAGCAAGAAGCUGAAGGACAGUGGGGAUGCGUUCGGCAUUGUGGCCCCGUUUGCGCGCCGCCCGAGCGUGCACAGCGACCUGCUGUACAUCAAGGAGAAGGCGGUGGGCGGGGGUGGGGGCAAGGAGAAGGAGAGGUGCUCCAUCAGCUAAAGACCAGCAGGGAGUCCAGGUAGACAGAAGAAGAAGAAUCUUUGGAAAGAUGGGAACCUCGGCAACCCGAAGGCGCUUCGCCUGAACCGCUUCAUCCAGACGGCGGCUUUACGCACGUGCUCAGACUGGGCUGUUCGUCCGAGUCCGGCCAGGGGACACUCGGGGAAACUCGGGGACACUUGGGGGCUAUUCAGAGAAACUCGGGGGACACGGUGCGUGUCUCUCUCCCCGGGGCAACGUAUCUUCUCAGAGGGCUGGUGCCCCUGUUGAUGAACUCUCGGGAGCUCGGAGGGCGGGAAGAAGACCCGCCGACUUCAACAUCUGACGAAUGUCGCUUGUCGAAUCACGUCAACGCGUCUUGUGAUGUGGCUUCUGAAAUAAAUAGCGUGUGUAGGCUUCACAUAUCUGCUUCUGAAACCAUGCGUUGUGCUGACGCCAUGCCUUUGAACCAGAUACUGUGAGACCAGAGACCAGGAGGGGGGGGUGCCUUGGAUCCCCUCAUGUGAAGAAAAGAAAACCAGUCGUUUACAUUUUGUAUGAACUUUCUGACUGCUAAUUGUACUUGAAUGUUCCGUUGCAUUCCGAACAAUCUUUUUUAUUUACAUUAUUAUAUUUAUUGUGAAUGUUCGAUUUUUUUAGAGAAAUUAAGAAAAAGAAAAACCCGAAAAAAAAAAUAAACCAAAUAUUUCAUUA